Messenger RNA from Penicillium soppii, 2238 nucleotides. RefSeq names its product guanine nucleotide exchange factor VPS9. Gene Ontology annotation, molecular function: guanyl-nucleotide exchange factor activity; small GTPase binding; ubiquitin binding. The transcript has 5 exons. The coding region runs from base 1 to 2238 and encodes 745 amino acids. The record is from RefSeq and is a predicted model, not a curated record. Lineage: Eukaryota; Fungi; Ascomycota; Eurotiomycetes; Eurotiales; Aspergillaceae. Gene Ontology annotation, cellular component: cytosol; endocytic vesicle. Gene Ontology annotation, biological process: vesicle-mediated transport.
AUGUCGGCCACAGAAGCCCCGUCCUCUCCGGGCCUCGAGACGAGAGACGUCCAGCCUACCCAUGAACAUACUGAGACACCGACCCCAAUAGACCUCCUAGGCCAAACACAGGAUGAUGGUUUCUCCAAACCAGACAGCAGCCAGACAGAAAUUAUAAGCUCGCAAAACGCUGCAGAGCCAUACGCUACCGAUGCCUCCUCAACUUCAACCGCGAUAGACUCGAAAAUACCUGCCCAACCGCAAUGCCCAGCCGAGCAACAACCACUUGCGGAGCAGAUGGAAAGACUGGGAGUGUCAGAAUUUACAAGUUCAGAUUCAUUGUUGAAUAGAAACACACCUCCUCCACCUCCACCUCCACCCCUUGAAAAAGACAAUGUCUAUCUCAGGACAAGCUCGGCGCCUGCGUCAGCACUCCCACGUCUCGAUACAACCUCGAGCCCCAGCCCCGAGAAAGAGCUCCCAGAAGUGCCUGGCGACAGUGAUCCGGAGCUGAAACAAUGUCCCCGGGAGGAUAAUUACUCGCAGCCGGAAAUUCAAAAUAUUAUGGGACAAUUUCAGGACCCCGCACGAAGCGCCGACCAAAAGGAGAUCAUGUCUCCAAGGCUCGAGCUUGCUGAACAGUUCCGAGGGGGCCCAAACCAUUUCCCACCUCGCAAAUCAAGUUUGGAUCAUCCGACUUCUAUCGAGUCAGCGGCCUCUCCGGUCCCUGCAACUCCGGCGACUCAGCCUGGAUCUCAUUCUCACAAGCCCGAAUCUCCAGUAUCAAUCCGGCGAUCAUCCACCUCGACAGUUCCACCACUUCCAGAGCCAGAGUCUGAUCAACCGUUUGAUUUCCAUCGGUUCCUUGAACAGCUGCGUCACCGCACGGCCGACCCCGUGGCUAAGUUCUUGCGUUCGUUUCUCAUGGAGUUUGGGAAGAAACAGUGGAUGGUUCACGAGCAAGUCAAGAUUAUCAGCGACUUCUUGACUUUUAUAACAAAUAAAAUGGCCAUGUGCGAGAUCUGGCGAGAUGUGUCAGAUAGCGAAUUCGAUAAUGCCAAGGAAGGCAUGGAGAAACUCGUUAUGAAUCGCCUAUAUUCCCAGACCUUUGCGCCAGCAAUUCCGGCCCCGCCAACUAUACCCAGAAGUGCGAGUCGGAGCCGACGAAGAGAACUUGAGAGGCUGCAUGGGCCAUGGCGACGCGGUCAACACCAAGAGGAUAUUGAACGGGAUGAUAUCUUAGCCCAGAAAAUUCGCAUUUACGGCUGGAUCAACGAAGGGCAUCUUGACAUCCCACCUGUGAGCGGCGGUGGGCGUCGUUUCUUAAAUCUAGCACAGCAAGAAAUCUCAAAGAUCAAUGGCUAUCGCGCUCCCCGAGAUAAGGUCAUUUGUAUUCUGAAUUGUUGCAAGGUAAUUUUCGGUCUUCUGAAGAACUCCAAAAAGGGAGAUACAUCCGCAGACUCAUUUAUCCCUCUCCUGAUCUAUGUGGUUUUGCAUGCAAAUCCGGACCACCUUGUCUCCAAUAUCCAAUACAUUCUUCGUUUCCGCAACCAGGAUAAACUUGGUGGAGAAGCCGGGUAUUACAUCUCAUCGUUGUCCGGAGCCAUCACAUUUAUCGAGUCCCUGGAUCGCACCAGUCUGACCGUCAGUGACGAGGAUUUCGAACGUAAUGUCGAGGCUGCUGUGUCCGCCAUUGCUGAACAAAACCGUGAAUCCGAAACGCUUGACGAAAAGCCCUCAGCCCAAGCCCCUCCAUCCCAUGCCCAGGCAGGACCCAGUCGCAACCCAGCCCCACAGUCCAGUGACGACGACACAUCUGCUCCGGUCGCAGGACUCCUACGCACCAUCCAAAAACCCCUUUCUACCAUUGGCCGCAUCUUCUCCGACGAACCAGACUCGGGUUCUUCUGCUUCCCAAGACCGCCUCCACCCCGUUCCGCCACCCCAGCCUGGUGUCGCUCCCCCCCCGACUCUCCCCGAACGUCUAUCAGCCCCCUCGUACAAGCAGCGAGGACGCGGAACCUCUGCGAAGAAGAAACUCACCCGCGUACUCAACGCCCAAGACGCUGCCGCACGUCAAGCUAGUGCCGAAGAUGCCGAGGCGCGUCGCAUUCAGCGUGCUGAACAUAAUAACGUUGUCGAGACUUUGUCAAACAUGUUCCCCAAUCUUGAUCGGGAUGUCAUCGACGAUGUCGUGAAGAUAAAAGAAGGAAGAGUUGGUCUAGCGGUUGACGCUUGCCUUGCUCUCAGUGCAGAGUAG